Vicia villosa (hairy vetch) is the source of this 1155-nucleotide messenger RNA. RefSeq lists its product as uncharacterized. Gene Ontology annotation, biological process: protein folding. Gene Ontology annotation, molecular function: adenyl-nucleotide exchange factor activity; protein homodimerization activity; protein-folding chaperone binding. The coding region runs from base 56 to 949 and encodes 297 amino acids. The record is from RefSeq and is a predicted model, not a curated record. The transcript is spliced from 3 exons. Gene Ontology annotation, cellular component: chloroplast. Lineage: Eukaryota; Viridiplantae; Streptophyta; Magnoliopsida; Fabales; Fabaceae.
AUAAACUUAUAUACAAGAAAUAGCACAAACUCUCUUCCUUUACUAGUACAAUCCAAUGGCUACUUCUCUCUCGAAUCAAAUUCUACUAGGUUGUUCAUGUUCUUCUACUUCAUUCUCUUCCAAAUCUCGUCAAAAACCCAAUUUCGCACGCUUUCCAUCUCGCCCCUUUUCCGCCUCCAACACUGUCUUAGGGUUUCCAGCCCCCUUUUCCUCUCUCCAUCCAACCUCACUCUUCGCUUCUUCCCAAAUAAAUAACGAAACAGAAGAGAUUCAAAUUGAUGAAGAUAGAAAAACUUUACCCAGCUUAGCGAUUCUUAUUGAAUCAUACAAGAAAGCCUUUCUUACCGGCAACGAAAAGAUUGCAUCAGAGAUUGAAGGAACAAUACAAUUAAAGCAGAAUGAAAAGGUUAAAUUGGUUCAGAAAGUAUCUACUCUAUCGGAUGAUAAGGUUUCGGUUAAGGAGCAAUAUCUUCGCUUACAAGCGGAUUUUGAUAACUUUAGGAAAAGAUUUGACAAGGAAAGAGUUGGGAUUCGAUCGGAUGCGCAACAGGGGUUCAUUAAGAAGCUUUUGUUGAUGGCGGAUAGUUUUGAGAGAGUUAAGCGACAAAUUGAAGUGGCGACGGAGAAAGAGAAGAAGAUUGAUGUGAGUUAUCAGAGUAUUUAUAAGCAGUUUGUUGAGACUUUGAGGAGUCAUCAGGUUUCUGUUGUAGCAACCGUUGGCAAGCCUUUUAAUCCGUUGCUACAUGAAGCCAUUGGACGUGAGGAGUCCGAAGUGUUCAAGGAAGGGAUUAUAAUUAAAGAAUCCCGACGAGGUUUUGUGCUUAAAGAUAAGGUUUUAAGGCCAGCAUUUGUGAAGGUUUCCUCAGGUCCUGGGAAUAAGAAAUCUUCAGUGACACCUGCCAAGUCCGUGGAGCAGCCUUCAACAGCAGCUAGAAUUGAUGAAAGAUAAUUAAUCUCUUGAACUUUCUCUGCUAUUCAUCAAAAACCUAGUUCCUUCUGCUUACAUGGUAUCUUGUCAUUGGUAAACUUGAAAUGAUGCUUUUGUUCUAUCGAUAUGUUGAGCCCAAGUGAGUAUAAUCAUUAAUCCAUAAUACGCAUCUGUUGAAACUGCACUGCAAUUUUGGUUUCAUAAUGGAAAUUGGGAGUUAUUUUUAA